CAGAGCUAACCGAGAGAAGCAGACUGGGGUGACAGGGAAAAGCAGUGAUAACAAACAAAGAAGAGGCUUGCUAGUGACUCUUAAGCUGGGAGCCGAUCAACAAGAAGAAAAAUAUGGGGAAACUACUCCUGGUUUUCUUCGUUUUUGUCCUCUGUAUAAGCAGUACACAGCAGAAAAAAGGACAAAAGAGACGGAGGGAGCAGAAAAACAGCUCUGAGGUUGUUUUUCCCAUGCCCAGAGCAUUUAAAGGGGCCCCAGUCAUUAACAUUCAGCCCUUCGUAAAUGGGACUCAGGCUUCCUUUCUAAAUUAUUCCCCUCCAGCUCUGAACUUGCUCAACAACAGCACAGUGCGGUACCUCGGUGGUUCUCUGAGCACCCGAGUCAUUCCCAUUAUUUACAUGUUGGUGGUUACAGUUGGGAUUCCAGCCAACGUCAGUAUCUUGUGUUUGCUAGUGACUAAAAUCCGAAAGGUGUCUUCUGCCAUCCUCUACUGCAGCCUGGCUGUCUCCGACCUCUUCCUCCUCCUCUCCCUCUUCUUUAAGGCUCACUACCAUUUCCAUGGAAACCGCUGGGUUCUUGGAGAGACUGCUUGUCGAGUUGUUACGGCAUGUUUCUACGGCAAUCUCUACUGCUCGGCCAUGAUGCUGGCUUGCAUCAGCAUCGAGCGCUACCUGGCUGUGGUGUACCCGUUCUUGUACAAAAGUAUGCCCAAGAGGCUGUGUGCUGCCUGGGUGAGCCUGGUUCUGUGGGGGGUGUUUGGUGUCGCCAUCAUCCCAGAGCUCAUCGUCCAGCAGAGCUACUGGCUCCCUCAGCUCAACCGCACAACCUGCCAUGAUGUGUUGCCCCUGGAUCACAGCUCUCACAUGUUUCUGCUCUACUAUCACCUGAUUCUUAUUGUCUUAUUUCUUAUGGUUCCGCUAGUGGUUACAAUUGCGUGUUUUGCCCGAAUCAUCAACGAGUUAACAAGAUCACACUUUGACUGGGGAAUGUACAUCAAGGCCAGCUCACUGGUGUUUAGUAUCUUUCUGGUGUGCUUUGUCCCCUCUGGAGUCCUACACUUUGUCCAUUACGUCCAACUGUUUGUGAAUGGAACUGAAACCCUGUAUAUGUACUUUAAUGUGGCAGUGUGUUUGUGCUGUGUCCAUGCCUGUCUGGAUCCCUUUCUUUUUCUUCUCAUGUCCAAAUCUGCAAGCUCCAGGCUUUACUUCAUGUCUUUCAAAGGCAAGACGCUGAGCAUAUCUUUCUAAUAGAAACCUGUUUAACAGUGUUAAAAAGUAAGUGAUCAUAUUUCUUAUUUUUGUGGAUGAUGAUGAGGGAAAUGUUCUCCUUGGCAGGAAUCCAAAGAGAGAUCAAAAGCACAUAUUUUUCAUUUAAAACUAUAAAUGGAUUUCAUCAUUGUUGUAUUAACCUUAUUCUAUGAGUCAUAAUUGUUGUUUUAUUAUAAAGGUUCUGUUUUUGUGACACCCACACACAAAACGUACCUCCUAUAUUUAAAAACUAGAAAACAAUAAGAAACUUGAAAGUGUAAAAGAAAAAAGAAAACUAAUGUAUACAUACAUAAUACAUUUUCCUGUUUAAUGACAGUAGUGGCAGCAAGAUUUACAGCAUGUAGGGUCAUUUUAUGCUUACUGUAAUUCACAAGUUAUUUGAAAAAAAUGCAGUGCAAUGAUACAUUUAAUAUGAGUUUUAGUGUCUGCCAUGUGGUUGCUAUUAUAAUAGUAUUUUAGUAAAGCUACUGUAAUCUGUAAAAUGCAUCUACAUAUGUUCAUGUUCCCUGAAUUUCAUUUUUCUCUCUACAGUGUUUACAGUAAUUUCCCUACUAUUCUCUGUUGUGUAACUACCCUGAAGAUUUGAGCUGGAAGUUAAUGUCAUGAUGGGCUUUAGCUAAAACAUAGCUGUGUGUUUUUAUGUCAAUUUGUAUAUGUAUAUAGUAUAUGGAUGUACAUAGAAGAUGAAAGGAUGUAUAUUAUUUUUUAAAUUAAAUAAUAAAUAUAAUUAAUAAAUGUGUCAAGUAAGAAUACUAUACAUCUAAACUUAAAAAAAGAUUUCAUAACCUUUUUGAACUUUUACAGUAGUAUAUAACUACAUUCUAUACAUUUCUGUAUCUCCGGCUUUCCUGUGAACUUUUCAAAGAUAUCAUCCGUUAUUAAACUACUCUACUUCUCUCUGCUCUCUA
Molecule: messenger RNA, 2176 nt
Organism: Neolamprologus brichardi
Lineage: Eukaryota; Metazoa; Chordata; Actinopteri; Cichliformes; Cichlidae
Source: RefSeq, a predicted model, not a curated record